UCGACGGUGAGGGAAGUGGAUGUGGCCUCUGGUGAGGUGCUCAACAGCGUGCCUCAAAGUGCUGACGUUUUCGGCGAGGGCCUUGCGCUGCAUAAUGACAGGCUAUACCAGUUGGCCUGGCGGGUACGGUCAGGAUUGGUGUACGACAGAGAGACUCUGCAGCCCCGGGGCAGCUUCCAACACGGUAUGGCGGACGGGUGGGGCCUGGCAGUGCUGAACGAGUCGGUCAUGGUCGGUACUGACGGCUCCUCCACUCUCUUUCAUCUUGAAUCCUCGUCCUUCAAAGCCAAAGCACGCGUGACAGUGAAGGAUGGCAAGAGGAGCAUUCCGAACCUGAACGAGUUGGAGGUGGUGGGGGGGCUCGUGUGGGCCAACGUGUGGCUCUCCAACUGCAUCGCCGCCAUCCACCCCGACUCUGGCCAAGUGCUCGCAUGGCUGGACCUCUCCUCCCUGCAGCGGCAAGCCGCUGCAAGAUCAAACGAACUCAACGCACGUGAAUUUGACGUGUUGAACGGGAUCGCAUGGGACUCCAAACACAACCGCCUUUUCGUGACGGGAAAGUAUUGGCCACUCAUGUUCCACAUCACGCCAAGAAUAGCCCCGCUAAAAGCUACCCCAAAAGAGCAAGCUGCGGAGUUGAAGCAAGUUAGAAAGGUGUGUCAGCCUGCAAGACAAUAUUUCACAUAG
Molecule: messenger RNA, 687 nt
Organism: Closterium sp. Yama58-4
Lineage: Eukaryota; Viridiplantae; Streptophyta; Zygnematophyceae; Desmidiales; Closteriaceae
Source: the annotation of a GenBank genome assembly